This is a messenger RNA of Mercenaria mercenaria, 488 nucleotides long. RefSeq names its product soma ferritin-like. The record is from RefSeq and is a predicted model, not a curated record. Gene Ontology annotation, biological process: iron ion transport; intracellular iron ion homeostasis. NCBI's taxonomy places the organism in Eukaryota, Metazoa, Mollusca, Bivalvia, Venerida, Veneridae. Gene Ontology annotation, molecular function: ferrous iron binding; ferric iron binding. The transcript is spliced from 3 exons. The coding region runs from base 81 to 467 and encodes 128 amino acids. Gene Ontology annotation, cellular component: cytoplasm.
CCAGUAUACUGCGCGUGUAUAACAAAGAGAUAGGAUCAAAUUUUGUGCCUCAGUGAACGCAGGGACAAAUUAAACGAAACAUGGCUGACUCAAGACCUCGCCAAAACUAUCAUCAGGACUGUGAAGCUGGAAUUAACAAACAGAUUAACAUGGAAUUACACGCUAGUUAUGCCUAUCAAUCUAUGGCAUUUUACUUUGACCGAGAUGAUGUGGCUUUGCCUGGAUUCUCGAAAUUCUUCAGUCAUUCCUCCUCCGAGGAGAGAGAGCACGCCCAGAAGUUAAUGAAGUAUCAGAAUAAAAGAGGUGGACGUGUCGUUCUCCAGAAUAUCCAAAAGCCCGACCGUGAUGAGUGGGGAUCUGGUCUGGAUGCGAUGAAAGCAGCGUUACAGCUAGAAAAGACUGUGAACCAGGCUCUUCUUGACCUUCACAAGAUCGCCAGUAACCACGAGGAUCCGCAGGUUGGUUAAAUGUUCGGUUGCAUUCAAAGA